GACUGUGGAAGAAAACGGAAUGUGCAGGAAUUCCGCAAAGCCGGUUGCAGAAAUGGUGAGUCGACUGUACAGAGCCGGCUCUUUUGACAAUCCUACAACUCAAGCUUUGCGUCCUGCAGGGCGUUUAAUGACCCCCCAACGGCUAGAAACUGCUAUAUUCGAGCAAGGGAUUAUAAAUAUGGUUGAUUUUGUUGCAUUGGUGGCACAUAAGGUUGGAGCUCCCUUAGUGAAGGUGCAUUAUACUGUGGGUGUCCUCCAUUUGGUUGGCGGUGAAGUGGCAGAUAUCUGGGCUGUUGGGGAUUGCCUAGCUCUGCUGCAUGUGGUACAACCUCAACAAGUUCUGGCUGCACUGGUCCACCUUUUGCUUGCUGAUUUUGGGGAGGUGGCUAUGGCAGAUUAAUUUGCCCCCCAAGUGCUGGAGCUGGAAUAUUUUGAUUUUGCCUUUGAAGAACUGUUGCUUGUGUUUGAGGUUCAAUUCUAGCACGUCGAAAUGCUUCUUGCAUUUGUUCUGUUUCAGCUUGAAAAGCUCUCAAAUUUUCUGCAUUUUACUCGCGCUAGAUUCUUGCACUUUCU
Molecule: messenger RNA, 573 nt
Organism: Rubroshorea leprosula
Lineage: Eukaryota; Viridiplantae; Streptophyta; Magnoliopsida; Malvales; Dipterocarpaceae
Source: the annotation of a GenBank genome assembly